Molecule: messenger RNA, 804 nt
Organism: Calliphora vicina (urban bluebottle blowfly)
Lineage: Eukaryota; Metazoa; Arthropoda; Insecta; Diptera; Calliphoridae
Gene: Tsen2
Product: tRNA splicing endonuclease subunit 2
Exons: 2
Coding region: 27-782 (251 amino acids)
Biological process (GO): tRNA splicing, via endonucleolytic cleavage and ligation; tRNA-type intron splice site recognition and cleavage
Cellular component (GO): tRNA-intron endonuclease complex
Molecular function (GO): tRNA-intron lyase activity; nucleic acid binding
Source: RefSeq, a predicted model, not a curated record
UCUAGUAAUUUUUACACUUAACAAUAAUGUUUUUUGCACCACAUCUUAAACGUAAAAGAGGCGCUAACAACAAAUGGCUGGUGAAACCUUUUCCUAACAUUGAAUCUAAUAAAAAAUAUGAGGGUAUAUUUACUGGAAUAUCUGUGGAAGUUAGUGCCAAAGACGACAUUAUAGCUAUUUAUGACAAUGGUUUUUAUGGUAAAGGAAGUCAGUCCAGAAGUAUCCCAAAAGUUGUGAUGCAAACUGCAACUUCCAGGGAAGAGCUGAAAAGUGAUAAUGAUGUGGAGGAGUCCUUAAGUUUAAGCUUGGAAGAGGCUUUCUUUUUGGGUUAUUAUCUGAAUGUACUUAAAAUAUAUGAUUUAGAGAGUACAGAAAUGGAAUAUCAAAGUUUUCUACAAGUUUGUAUGAAAGUCAAUGAAUUAUUUGUAGAAUCACUGGCUUCAUAUUUAUACUUAAAGUCAAAGGGAUGGGUUGUGAAGAGUGGCUUAAAAUUUGGAGGCAACUAUUUAAUUUAUCGCAGGGGGCCACGUUUCUAUCAUGCCAGCUUCGUGGUCGCUUUACAUACUCCUUUAGACACAGAACACUUGGAUUCUAAAAAUCUUAAAGGUUUGCAGCGCAUUGCCGAAACUUCCGAUAAAGAUGUACUUAUACUUGAGGUACAUAAACCCUCUAAUUUUCAUUUUUUUAAUACAGAUGCUAUAUCAAAUAUAGAAAUAUCCGAAAUGGUAAUAAGAAGAUUUAAUUGCACAUAUUUUGUUCAAAAUCAAAAUAUAAGAAAGUAAACUUUUAUUUUUCUCAACCAAA